Molecule: messenger RNA, 1153 nt
Organism: Agrilus planipennis (emerald ash borer)
Lineage: Eukaryota; Metazoa; Arthropoda; Insecta; Coleoptera; Buprestidae
Product: LIM homeobox transcription factor 1-alpha
Exons: 6
Coding region: 1-1095 (364 amino acids)
Biological process (GO): regulation of transcription by RNA polymerase II; neuron differentiation
Cellular component (GO): nucleus
Molecular function (GO): DNA-binding transcription factor activity, RNA polymerase II-specific; RNA polymerase II transcription regulatory region sequence-specific DNA binding
Source: RefSeq, a predicted model, not a curated record
AUGUGCUGUAGACCAAUACACGACAGAUACAUUUUGCAAGUCAUGGAUGUUUUUUAUCACGAACAUUGCUUGCAAUGUUUCGCGUGCGGAGAACGCCUUUAUCAAACUUGCUAUUUCAGAGACUCGAAAUUGUUUUGCAAAUUAGAUUAUGACAGAAUAUAUAGCAAAAAAUGUCUGGGAUGCUCCGAACGCAUUUCGCCUGAAGAAUUGGUUAUGAAAACAUGCGAUAGUGUUUUUCACGUUCGGUGUUUUGCGUGCGUGGUAUGCGGUAUGCGAUUGCAAAAAGGGGACCAAUAUGUCUUUAAACAAGGACAAGUCUUUUGCAAGCCUGACUACGAGAAAGAAGUAGAAAUGUUGCAAGGUUACAAUCAAGGUGAUUUUUUCUGUGAUGAAUUUACACAAUCAUCACGAUCAUCUGACGGAAGGAGGGGACCGAAACGGCCCAGAACAAUACUCACCACUCAGCAACGCAGGGCGUUCAAGGCUUCUUUUGAAAUAAGUCCCAAACCGAGUCGAAAAGUCCGCGAAAAUCUUGCUAAAGACACUGGACUUAGUGUUAGGAUAGUACAAGUGUGGUUUCAAAAUCAAAGGGCGAAGGUGAAGAAAAUGCAAAAGAAAGCACGUCAAGAUAAUAAAGACGUUAAGGAUGUAGAAAAUGAUGAGAAAAAAUUAGGACUGAAGGAGGAAGAACAGAGCCCUCGAUCCAGUUCGUUUUUAAAUGAUAGUUGUAGUAAUGAUGCUGAUUUGGACUCGACCACAGUUGGAUUCUUUCAACAGUUGCACAACGACUCUAAACAUUUUUUACACAUAAAAGAGGAAACAGAGAACGACGAGAACUUUUUUAAAAAUAAACAAGAUCAUAAUACUCAACAAAUCGCUGAAUCACUUCACACUAAAUAUCAAUCAAAUUUAUUGAAUGGUUUCAAUUUUGGUUCGAAUUUGCCUGGAAACCAUGGCGCCACAUUGUUUUUGUCACCCCCGCCUGCCCACCAAAAUCCUCCCCAUCUGAAUAUCAUGGGGUUGAACCCGAUCGAUCGACUUUAUUCCAUGCAAAAUCAGUACUUUUGCGAGGUCGAAUCGGCGCCUUUAGAAUAAUUUUUGUAAGCAACUAAAAGGACAACGUAAGUUAUUUUAUUAAUAAUAACCAGAAAUG